Armigeres subalbatus is the source of this 947-nucleotide messenger RNA. RefSeq names its product CCR4-NOT transcription complex subunit 11 (gene Not11). Lineage: Eukaryota; Metazoa; Arthropoda; Insecta; Diptera; Culicidae. The transcript has 2 exons. Bases 148 to 924 code for a protein of 258 amino acids. The record is from RefSeq and is a predicted model, not a curated record. Gene Ontology annotation, cellular component: CCR4-NOT complex.
UUUGUUUCUCUCAUUUCAGUUAAAAAUAGUCUCUAGUUUGCUGACUUACCCAUUGAAUUUGAAAAAUAAAUAUUUGAUAUCUUAUAAGUGAAGUUGUUAUCUAUUAAAUAGUAUAUUAAUUACGCUCUUAUUAAACACUCUAAAGUCAUGGAGGCUGGGGUCGCAAAACGCUCGGACAGUGGCACCAGCAUUGCAAGCAGCGGAAGCACUGGCAGUUUCCUGUCCAAUGGUUUCGGAACGCAAUUCAUGACGGUAGCUCCACCGCUUCUCAACUGCGAAGAUGAACUGAUUUGGCUGGACAUGACGAAUCCCGCCUACCAUAAGCCGGUUUACAAUAGCGCGAUCAACGAAACGAAACCCAUGGGCAAGGAUGCCAAGAACCUGAUAACGCAAUCCUUCCGGCAGGCCCUCAGCAUCCAGGAUCAGAACGAUUUGCUACGUGAGUUGGAAAAGGAUUCGGAAUUGGUGUACAAUGUUGGUUUAACGCCUGAUAAGCUUCCUGACUUGGUGGAAUAUAAUCCGUUGAUUGCUAUUGAAAUACUGUUGAAGUUGAUUCAUUCACCGCAAAUCACCGAAUAUUUCAACGUUCUGGUAAAUAUGGAAAUGUCCCUUCACUCCAUGGAGGUAGUGAACCGACUGACCACACUGGUAGAGCUUCCCACUGAGUUCAUACAUCUGUACAUCAGCAACUGCAUUUCGUCGUGCGAAGCCAUCAAGGAUCGGUACCUGCAGAAUCGGUUGGUCCGGUUGGUUUGUGUGUUCCUGCAAAGUCUGAUCCGCAACCGGAUAAUCGAAACCAGUGAACUGUGUAUUGAGCUGGAAGCGUUCUGUGUGGAGUUUAGUCGCAUUAGGGAAGCCGCAGCUCUGUAUCGGCUGCUGAAACAGCUGGAAACGGAAUCGAGUUCGGUUAAUAAAACAAAAUAGGUUGAAAGGAUAAUGAAAGCGCA